This is a messenger RNA of Erythranthe guttata (spotted monkey flower), 1548 nucleotides long. RefSeq names its product peptidyl-prolyl cis-trans isomerase. The record is from RefSeq and is a predicted model, not a curated record. Gene Ontology annotation, molecular function: peptidyl-prolyl cis-trans isomerase activity. Lineage: Eukaryota; Viridiplantae; Streptophyta; Magnoliopsida; Lamiales; Phrymaceae. Gene Ontology annotation, biological process: protein peptidyl-prolyl isomerization.
AAAAAGAAUCAUCUUAAUUAAAAUUUAAAAAAAGACUCCAUUUUUAAGUCAACGCCAACUAGCCCAUGCAACCAAAGCACACAGCCGAAGAACAUUUCAUCGCCAGCGCACACCGAAGAGAAGAAGAAGAAGAAUCUUUCACCUCAGCACCACUGUUCAUCAAGAAUCAAGAAUUUAUAAAGGAAAAGAAAAAAAUCAAGAAUCUGAUUUUGGGGUUUCUGGGUUUUACACAGAGCGAAUUGAUUUUUGAUUUCUACCAAGAAAUUAAAUGGGUCGGAAGGGAAACGAAUCGGAGCCGACCCGGUGGGGUUUCUUGAUUCUCCUCUUGAUGGGUUUGGUAUCUUUUUCCGUUGUCUACAUUUUCAUGACAUCUGUAUUAAGACCACCGUCUUCAUUAUCAUCCAAUUCAAAGGUUUAUUCUUUGGAAUAUUCUGCUGGAAUUGCCGAGGGUUACGUCGAACAAUCGGAAUUGAAAUCGAAUGGGGGUUGCUGUAAAGGGAUUGAGAAUGUUGAGCUUUGGGGGGAUGCUGUGAAAUGGGGCACUGAUUUCAAGUUCAAUUCGUCCGAACAAUGUUGUCGGGCUUGUAAGAAGAUGUGCACGGGGAACGACGGGCCUUGUCUUUGCGAUUCGUGGGUUUUUUGUGGGAAUAAAGAGGCUUGUGGGGACAAAUUCGGUGAGUGCUGGUUGAAGAAACAGAAGGAUGUUUUGUUUCCCGAUAGGCAGGACGGUGGAAAUAAAGUUAUGUGGACAUCUGGCAUUAUUUUUGGACGAGGAAAGGGCAUUGUUGGAUUUGAAACAGAGUACGGUACUCUACACGUCAAGCUUUUGCCCGAUUGUUCUCCACAUUCUGUUGCGUAUAUCACAGAGUUAUUAACUCUUCGUCACUGUGCUGGUUGCCACUUUUAUCGAGCAGAAAGCCGAGGUCAAUCUUGGGAUAUUAAUGGAAACCACAUUAACGAUGCUUCGUUUGGGCCACCGUUUGCUCUAAUUCAAGGAACGCUAGAAGCACAAGGAACGGCAUUUAACGGUAUCCAAACAGAGCACUGUCCGAUUGUAAGGAGGGGCUCGAUUGCAUGGGUGGGGUCCGGUCCGGAAUUCUUUAUAAGCUUAGCCAAUCACGAAGAGUGGAAAAAUUCGUACACCGUGUUUGGUUUUGUUCUUCCGGAAGAUAUGGUUAUUGCCGAGAAAAUUGCUCAGCUUCCCACGAAACCGGACGUUUGGAGUAACAUUAAUGUCUCGGUUUUGGAGACGAAUGUUCCGUUGAAAAUUCAAAGAAUUAAAAUCGGCGACGGUGACGAAAAUCUAAGUGCUAAUUAAAAGAAAAAAAUAGGUAACCGUUUGUAACUUUUUUUUGUUUUUUUUUUGUUUUUAAUUCGAGCAAUUUAUUUUGUAUGUUGAACUAGGCACCUUUUUUUGACAUUUCUAGAUAUUUUAUUCCUGAAAAAAAGAAAUAAAAUAAAGAAAAAUAAUAAUUUUAUUUACUUAUAUUCGUUAUGUUUUGAGUGAUUAUUACAAAAUAUUAGUUAUAUUCGAAGAUUAUUUAUAUG